AAGGUGAUGCUGAUUCAAGAAGGCUAUGAUUUGCAUUUUUGUUGGCUCUCUGUAUUACAAUGCUACUUGUAAGAACUGCACCAAUCUAGUUGUUGAAGCUGUCCUUCGUUUCAUAAUAUUAGUUAAAAUUACCAGUAAAUCAGGUGAAGUUCGUGAAAUACUGCUGUCACCCGUGGAUCCUAGCCACUAGGGGUAAAUUGAAGUUAUAGUCACACAUCCAAUAUGGAAUUACUUUCACUCAGUAUCUACUUUAGGAAACUCUCAAAUGAGAAAUUCCUAGAAUACUAAUAGAAGAUGAUCUGGUGCAUCUUAGAGCACGUACACUGAUGUUAGUUAUUGGAUCGCGUGGGCCUUCUAUGGCUCACGACGAUCGGACGAUGCUGACAUGAUUCAAUGUUUGCAUAUGCUAUGGCAACAUGCAAAUAUUGCUUCUGAUAGUAGGAAGAAAAACCUCUUGCUCACCUAAAAAAUGCUAUUCGACUGGAGAAGUACAAACAUGCGGGAGGUAUGAGAAUGUGUUGUUGAGGCGCGGAGAUGCGUGUCCUAGCUAAUCUCAUUCCAUGAAGUUCACAAGUACUUACCAGUUACCAAUGUCCCAUGAUAAGAGCAAGUGAGCACGAAGACAAACCCCAUUUUGCAUCAGUUGUUCCAUCCAUCAGGUGUCGAAGAGAAUUUGAAUGGCGACCUUCAGAGCCUUGUUUAUACUUCUUGUGGCACUCAACAAGCAUUCAUCGGCCGCUGCCCGAUCCAACUCACCAAGAAACCCGCACCUUCUUGCCGCAAUUGAAGAGAUGAAACAAGCCAAUUACUUCUCCUUCGUCAUGCUCAUAAACAUGUCCCCUCCCAUCCUGCUCGGAGGCAACCUCACCUUCUUUAUGCCCGACGACAGGAUGCUGUCGAGGAUCGUUCUUCCCACCAAUAAUGUCUCCGAUUUCGUGCUUCGUCAUUCCAUACCUAAGCCUUUGCUCUUCGACUACCUCGAACACAUACCAACCGGCUCUCUCAUUCCGACAUCAGUUCCAGGGUAUAUGGUCAGAAUCAACAACAAAGGACGCGGGAGCUUCUAUCUCGACAAUGUUAGAAUCACUAAACCGAAUGUGUGCGUGGCGGGGUCUUCAAUUAGGUGCCAUGGCAUUGACGGGGUGUUGAUGUCGGUGACGAACGUCACCGAAUCUCCAUCACCUUCCUGCCCUCGAAACGCUACUCCCGACACAGCAAUGCCAACGCCACCUCCACCUCCUCCUCCGCCAGUGAGUGAUGUAAUUCAGCCUCCGAGUUCAGCUUCGCCUGCAUCAGCCCCGGCAGCAAGUCCAUUCAAUCCCCCAGAGAAAUCGGCUUCUUCGCGCCGGCUUGGUGCCGAAGGACUGGUGACUUUUCUAUUGACUGGGGUUAUUGUCUCAGCCAUGAUGGAAUUCCUGAGGAAUACGUUGUAAUUCGAGAAUGCAAAUUAGUGACUCUUAGUAUUCCUGCCAUUCAGUCAAGGGAAGGCGUUGAUAGUUGUAUGUCAUCUCCAAAGCGCUCGCACUACAAUGAUUCUCGCUUCAGUCCUAAUAA
Molecule: messenger RNA, 1554 nt
Organism: Syzygium oleosum
Lineage: Eukaryota; Viridiplantae; Streptophyta; Magnoliopsida; Myrtales; Myrtaceae
Product: FAS1 domain-containing protein SELMODRAFT_448915
Exons: 1
Coding region: 678-1433 (251 amino acids)
Source: RefSeq, a predicted model, not a curated record